Messenger RNA from Psilocybe cubensis, 1134 nucleotides. RefSeq lists its product as uncharacterized. Gene Ontology annotation, biological process: peptidoglycan biosynthetic process. Gene Ontology annotation, molecular function: metal ion binding; ATP binding; D-alanine-D-alanine ligase activity. The transcript has 3 exons. The coding region runs from base 1 to 1134 and encodes 377 amino acids. Lineage: Eukaryota; Fungi; Basidiomycota; Agaricomycetes; Agaricales; Agrocybaceae. The record is from RefSeq and is a predicted model, not a curated record.
AUGCCUACCCCUGUCCUUAAAAUUGCGUUCACAUAUGACUCUCGAGAGGAAUGGCUAGCGCUAGGAUAUUCUGCUGAACAAUGUGCGGAGUUCGAUUUCGACGAAACGAUUCAGCGAAUCGCAGCGUCCUUGCGAAAACUUGGGACAGUUGAAAUGAUUGGUGGUCUGAAAGCCCUGACAAAAGUGCUUGUUAAAUCGAAGCCAGACUGGGACAUCGUAUUCAACAUCUGUGAAGGAUUCGGGGGCGUAGGACGAGAGGCUCAGGUGCCAGCAUUGCUGGAGGCCUGGGGUAUUCCAUUCACAUUCUCGGAUUCGGCGACGCUUGGGUUGUGUCUUGACAAGGCAAAAACAAAGAUGGUCUUGGAGCAUUACGGCGUACCUUCCGCACCAUAUGCGUGUGUGCCGCCCAGGAACGCAUGGUCCAAAGCCGCCGAGAUGUCUGUUGAAUCCGUGAUCCAAAGCUCGCCGCACAGUCAGGCAUUAAAAACAUUUCCUUUAUUCGCUAAACCGAGUGCAGAGGGCAGCGGGGUUGGCAUUCAACAAGCGAACAAGGUCACUGAUUAUGAGCAACUCGCAAAAGUAGUCGAGGACCUGUCACUGCGGUAUCCGACACAGACUAUACUCAUUGAACGCUUCCUGAGCGGCCGUGAGUUCACGGUAGGCAUCCUUGGGACAGGUUCCAACGCUCGAGCCAUUGGCGUACGUGAGAUAGUAUUCUUGAAAGACAACCCGAAUUGCCCCAUUGACCCGGCCACUAUUGUCGACAACCAAGACCCAGAACUACUUGAAUUGGAGGUAUACAGCAAUAGCGUGAAGCGUGCAGGAGCGGGGGCCAACCCACAACAUGUUAACAUGGACCUUUCAAGCAAUCCCGUAGCUCAACGGGCGGCUGAAGUUGCUGUCAAGGCUUGGAAAGUGCUCGGAUGCAGAGACGGAGGGAGGGUGGACAUCCGCUAUGAUUCAAAAGAUGCUAACGCUGUUCCCAACUGCAUUGAGGUCAACCCCCUCGCAGGAUUGCGACCUGGGUACUCUGACUUUCCUCUGCUUGCCGAAAGUAUCGGCAUUGAUUAUGACCAGUUGAUUUCCACCAUCGUGCAUAGUGCGUUGGAAAGAAGCAGACUGACCGCAAAUUAG